This is a messenger RNA of Babesia bigemina, 303 nucleotides long. RefSeq lists its product as hypothetical. The record is from RefSeq and is a predicted model, not a curated record. The transcript has a single exon. NCBI's taxonomy places the organism in Eukaryota, Apicomplexa, Aconoidasida, Piroplasmida, Babesiidae. The coding region runs from base 1 to 303 and encodes 100 amino acids.
AUGAAGGCAAGCGUCGGCGCCAUCUUUCGCGUCCUCCUCUUUGUCCUUUUCGCCAUCGCCUUACAUGUGCGGGCCAACAAACGCUCAUGGUCCGUGGAGAAAUCCAGGAAGCGUAAAUAUAGCGAACAUGGAGAAUACUCGACGCCGGAAGUUGAGUUUUACGUCAAAAUGAAACCCAUAAACGCCCCCAAGAAGAUAAGGCUCCGCAAGCCGCCCAGCACCUACACUGCCAUCGGAUCGAACAACAUCUACUACCCCUGGCUGCCAACCGUAUCAAACAUGGGCGCUGCAAUCCCGCUGUAA